Messenger RNA from Ceratina calcarata, 8233 nucleotides. It is a transcript of the gene Glut1, whose product is annotated as Glucose transporter 1. Gene Ontology annotation, molecular function: hexose transmembrane transporter activity. Bases 523 to 3258 code for a protein of 911 amino acids. The transcript has 14 exons. Gene Ontology annotation, cellular component: membrane. NCBI's taxonomy places the organism in Eukaryota, Metazoa, Arthropoda, Insecta, Hymenoptera, Apidae. The record is from RefSeq and is a predicted model, not a curated record. Gene Ontology annotation, biological process: monosaccharide transmembrane transport.
CAAAUUUUUCUGUUUCGCAGGUUCGGUUAGCGUGCACCGGAGUCUUGUAGGGAAUCCGGAAGUAACUGACGAACGGAGAAGAAAAGGAAAAGUUGCGACAGUGAAUCGCGUCGCAUUGGGAAAUCCCACCGAGUCUUUCGUUCCACGUCUACGUCCGUACGCGCUGUUCCUUCUUCGUCCUUCUGGCCACUCGAAGCGAGGAGAUCGAGCACGUUAGUCGAUCAGUUUCCACCGAGAAAACGAAAACGGAAGGUGGUCUCAGCUUCGGUACCUGACACGAGUGGCGAGUAGUGGGCUCGCGGCUCGGAAUUGGGACAGGAGAAACGUCGCGGCGUGAUAAUAGCAUCGUCCAGCACGAUGGCUUGCGAAUUUUCUAAGUAUCCCUCGGGUGUGCAGCAUCGGGUGGUCUUUAGUCAACCAGCCGGCAGCCGAGGAAGACGUUGAACGAGGACGAUGAUGAUGAUGUCCGAUGUUGUAUAAAUUCUUCUCUCUGUGUCUGUGUCCUGGCGUGUAGCUCGAACGAUGGCCGAUUCACGCGGCUUCAAGCCAAUAAACCAGUUGUGGCAGAGCGCGGCAGUGUCGACGGACCCGGAUUCGGAGUGCCUCUACGAAGAAAUCUUGGGCCUCUCGGGGUCCCAGGAUACGGAGCCAGGGCCGGCCGGGGCCGCCGUUGGCGAGGAGGAGGAGGAGGAGGAGGAGGAGGAGGAGGAGGAGGUGGAGGAGGAAGAGGAAGAGGAAGAGGAGAGAGAAGUGGUGGAAAAGGGGAAGCGAGGAAGGCUCGAUUUCGGUGCUCAGGUCGGCGGUAGCAGCUGGUGGAGACAGACGAAAGGAGCCGAGAAGCACGUCAGUAGCGUCGCCGGCGGCACGGGGGUACGAAAGAGCCACAAAAGUGUCGGUACCAGCGCGGGCGCGAGAUCGCGCAGCAGAUCGGCCGAUCGGCCGUCGAGCGGGCGCCAGAACAUCGUCAGGGUGGAGGAGGAGCAGUAUGCCGCGCGUAGAAGUUACGUGGAGCCCGGUACAGGCGCCGUACUGCCGCCUCCUGUCGCCGGCCUCAAGCUGACCAGGGGGCGUGCAACCAGCACCGUCGCCCGUUACUUGCACUCGGCUUCCACCAACACCGGCCACUAUCACCAUCAUCAUCACGGGCUGCACGGACAGUAUCAGCCCGGUGGCAUCGAAAGGCCGGCCGGUAGGCAUCACCAGCAUCAUCACCGAAGCCGCGGCGCGUUCAGUAAUGAGACGCAGGAAGAGGUACAGGAGGACGAUGAAGCCACUCUACGGGAGUUGCUCGUAAGUCUGCAGAAACAGGUCAGCGUUAUGAGUAUGAACUUGAGUGCCAAGCUGGACGAGAUGCAGCGGGUUGACCGUCAGACGGAGACCAACGUCGCUCUCUGUGAGAUCCGCACCCAGCUGCAGGAGCUCACCAAGAGCGUAGAGUCCUGCCAGAGCGAGGUCAGCGAGGUGAAACGGGACAUGGUCGCCAUCAAGCACGAACUAGAUACGGUACAGCAGGUGAAAGAGGAGAUAGAGGAAUUACGAGAAUACGUGGACCGACUAGAAGAACAUUCACAUCGACGGAAACUUAGGCUUUUGGAGCAGGGGCUAACGCUCUUCCUGUCAUAUGCAAUACUGGCAGCAGUUUUAGGAAUGUUGCAGUUCGGGUACAACACCGGAGUUAUUAACGCGCCGGAAGUGAAUAUUGAAAAUUUUAUGAAAGACGUGUACAAGGACAGAUACGGGGAGGACAUUUCAGACGAUUCCGUGAAGAAAUUGUAUUCCGUAGCUGUAAGCAUCUUCGCGAUCGGUGGUAUGCUAGGUGGUUUCAGCGGAGGGAUAAUUGCCAACAGAUUUGGCAGAAAGGGGGGCUUACUGCUAAACAACGUGCUGGGCAUCGUGGGGGCGUGCCUGAUGGGUUGCACAAAGAUUGCUCACUCGUACGAAAUGCUGUUCUUUGGACGGUUCAUCAUCGGUGUCAAUUGUGGCUUGAACACCUCGCUGGUUCCCAUGUACAUAUCGGAGAUAGCACCGCUGAACCUGAGAGGCGGCCUAGGCACGGUGAACCAGCUCGCUGUUACGGUGGGCCUCCUGGUCUCCCAGGUGCUGGGCAUCGAGCAAAUCCUUGGGACGAACGAGGGUUGGCCGGUUCUCUUAGGGCUAGCUAUCUGCCCUGCCAUCCUACAGUUACUGCUGCUUCCAGUUUGCCCCGAAUCUCCAAGAUAUUUGCUCAUUACUAAACAAUGGGAAGAGGAGGCCCGUAAAGCUUUGAGGAGGUUGAGGGCUAGCAAUCAAGUGGAAGAAGACAUCGAAGAAAUGAGAGCCGAAGAGCGAGCUCAACAAGCCGAGUCUAGAAUAUCGAUGACAGAGCUCAUAUGUAGCCCGACGUUAAGAGCGCCUCUCGUUAUCGGUGUGGUUAUGCAACUUUCCCAACAGCUUUCGGGCAUUAACGCUGUGUUUUACUAUUCAACAAAUUUGUUCACUAGUUCUGGUUUGACAGAGGAGAGUGCCAAGUUCGCAACCAUUGGCAUAGGUGCCAUUAUGGUUUGUAUGACGUUAGUAUCCAUCCCGCUUAUGGAUAGAACAGGAAGACGUACACUGCACUUAUACGGUCUUGGUGGCAUGUUUAUCUUUUCAAUAUUCAUCACAAUUUCUUUUCUCAUAAAGGAGUUUUUCGGUUAUGUGCAGGAAAUGAUCGAUUGGAUGUCUUACCUGUCGGUCGUAUCGACGCUCAGCUUCGUCGUGUUUUUCGCCGUCGGCCCCGGCUCGAUACCGUGGAUGAUCACGGCCGAAUUGUUCUCGCAAGGUCCUAGACCCGCUGCCAUGUCUAUCGCGGUCCUCGUCAAUUGGAUGGCUAAUUUUUUGGUUGGCAUCGGUUUUCCAAGUCUGAAGACUUUGCUCGAAAACUACACGUUCCUACCAUUCAGUGCAUUCCUAGCCAUCUUCUGGAUCUUCACGUACAAGAAGGUUCCUGAGACCAAGAAUAAAACGUUCGAAGAAAUUCUAGCUUUAUUCAGGCAUGGUAACGACAGGAGCAGCUUAAGGGACAGCAGACUCUAUGGGAGCAUGCUAAACUGUGUGAAUGCAUUAGAGGGACACAUACCGCCGGCAGAGAGUGCAGCCCUGAUGGUGGCCGAGGAGAAGCCACAUCCUGAUUCAUUUGUGUUUGCAGCUGGGUCCGAGCGAUCUUCCGGCGCACCCGCUCAACCGGAGAGACCACCGCCCCCGCUUCCCCCGCCACGCUUUCCGAACAGCGGUGUCUGACAAUGGGAAAUAGCUCCUCUUAAUAUUGGUAAUCUAGUGAUUAUGAACGCGUCGAUACCACUGCCGCUGCUGCUCAUCACCAACACCCUCACGCUGGAGGAUCAGCUUUACGAGAUCAUCACGGAAAGGAGCAAGGCCUGCGCGGUCUUCCUGCGGAACAGUUUACGCAGUCUACGAGCAGUGAACAUGACCGUCGACUGGACCGGCGGCAUGGAGAAUUUCGAUAGUAACGAGGCGUGUUACCGUGCCUAAUCGUUUGAUGGCACAGCAACGAUAGACCGGAUCGCAUCCGUUGAAAAGGGCACGUCGGACCCGCGAAUAUCUCUCGCGGGUGGACGUGUGAGAAAUUGAAACAUCAAUUUCAAUAGAGUAUUGGAAGUUACAAUUUUUUGUAACGGAUAGAGUGACGAUGAUAUUAUUAUAAGUGCGGGUGGGACAGACUCGUCGGUGGCUCGAUUAUGCUUAACGAUUCGGUGUAGGGAAAUGCGAAUUCUUUUUCCACGUGAAACGAGGGAAGGGACGAGGCGACGAAGAGCCUCGAAAAAAAAAAAAAAAAACGAGUCCAACGAUAUGUUGCGAAAGUGAUUGUGCCUAGACGUAUGUACCCUCGAGAGAUGAAUUACGAUACCGAGAGCUAAACAGGUUGGACCGUGAUCACUGUCUAUAGAACAGCAUGUUCGAACUUCGUGCAACAUCGAAGCUACGCAUAGAACGUAACGUAAUUGUUAAACGCGACGAAUCGUUGAACGAAAACCCUGGGAGAAUACGAAAGGAGGAACGGUAUACAAUAUCUAUACACUUCACUUUUAUAUCGUUUAUUUCAUAGGGUUUAUUCGAAUUACAUGUCAUUUUGUAUCACUGUCGUCUUUAUACGUCGUUGCACUGUACUAUGAUUAUGCGUUACGAUCAUAUAUGUUUAACCGACAGAUUGAAUUCGACGAACGUAAACCAAUCGGGGAGAUGUGUUUCGGAUCCGGUAUCGACCAAAUUAUUAUUCACUCGACGCUGUGUGUCGUUCAGACGAAACACUGAAAUUCGUAAUAAUGUCAUUUUAACGAUUACGAUCGUUAAGAACAGUCGAAACGGGCAUUAAGUUGACGCCACCUCAGAAUUGAGUAACUCUUUUAAUACCGGACUAACUUACUCUUCUAUGGGAGUUAAUUAAAACAGAGUUAAUUUACUAUGCAAUGGCAAGAAGUUAAUCUAAAUUGCGUGGGGAAAAGUAAACGUCGCGUUUCUUUUAUCGGGAUCUUUAAUAGUAAUUGAAAACGUCUUAAGAUAGCUCGCUCUUUGGGUAACGUAUCAGGAGAGAGCCCUAUAAUGACCUUAUUUUAAAAUUAGAAUAUGAAGUGAUUUGAUAUGACGGUGCAUAAACUUUUGGGAUUGACUGUAUAGCCAAUACAUCCUUAAAUACACGUUAAAGUUCAAAUAAUCAUACAUGCACGUAACUCGAAUUGUUAUUAAAGCUCGCACUGCAUAGAAUGAGUACGUCCGAUGUUAAAAAUUUCAUUCCAUUUUGGAGUGCGUUUAUUCAAUAUCCGUUUCGACUGCAUAUCAACAACCGCGUACAUACAAUAACGUAAUUCUCGUACGGUGCCUAACAGCGACAUUUCCAAUUUACCUUAUAAAAGUGUACGAGGACGAUCGUACAAACGAACGGGUGUCGAUUAACGCGAACCUUUGAAUUAUAAUGAACCUGGAUCAAUUUGUCUCGUUGAACGAUCGUUUCAGAACUGCGAAGGUAGAUUUAAUUCCUCGCCAAUUUUACGCAAACGAAAGAACGAAUCUAGGAUUUAAUUGACGAAUUUUUCAAGAUACCAUUUUAACGAUAUAGGCGUUACAGAUUUUCCAACGAUCGACGCACCCUUUCGUCUGGACCAGAAAAUUCUGUGGUACCUCGUACGUUCAGAGGCAUGCCUUUUCUUACUACUUUUUCGUCGUUAACGUUUUACACGCCAAAGUGCAUGUCGUUUGAUGUUACGCGAACUCUCCUUACGAAGAGGAACUUCCCUUACGUGUAUAUACAUGUACAUAUAUACUGUAUACACCCAUCGUACUUACCAAGCCGUUGCGUAAGAUGUAUGAUAAUCCUAUAACUAUUCCACGUUCGAUUCUCUAUUCGGAGCAGCGUUACACGAAACUAAAUCGCGUCGUUCGACCGGUUUUUGUAUUAUUCGACGACACAUAUUGAUUAACCGAUCGCUCAGAUCGAACCUAUUUCGUUGACUCCCCGUCGACGAGAUUCUCUAAACGUAAAUGCGCCAUCGUUGCAAAGAAUUUGUGAGCAGAUGCAAGCACGAAUCUGUCUCACAGUCCAUAAUCGUCUGUACCUACAUUUUGUUUUAAUUUUGGAAGCAGAGCUCGCCUUGUUAUGCAGACGUGAAACAGACUCGGCUAUUCGAAUUUUAAGUUGACGCACAAAUUGAAAGUAGUUUAAUUAUUCUUAUUAUUGAUUAUUAAUGUUAAUAUAUGUGUUGAGGGUUAAUUGAAAAUUUAAAUGGUCGAGGAAGCUGCAGGAUCUGAUUACAGGCUCUGCUUCGAAAAUCGAAGCCAAACGUGGAUACGAUUGAUCUUCGCUGCCAGUUUUUAUGCGUUAUAGUUUACGGGGCCGGAAACACUGUUCCUAUACAACCCCUUUACCUUGGAAAACGAAUGAAACAUUAGGAUACUCGCUGAAAAUUAUUUUAUACACGUAUAAUUACGAUUUCUCCUUAUUUUCACUCUUACAGGACAUCGUGUGUGUAUAAUUUUCAUUUUAUACAUCGUUUAGAAACGGAAUGAUCAAGGGAAUCAUGAACGACGACGACGACGGUGAACUCUUUCUCGCGUGCACGUUAGAUCGCAUUAGGUAGAUUAAAGUUUAAACGAUUUCGAACCGAUUCAUUAUACGGAAUAUAAUAUGUAUUGCGGUAUAAUCGCAAUAUGUACAACAGGUAGAAUAGAAUAAAUGAAAUAAAUAACACGAUCAGCAGUGAACUGAACAAGUUAAAUAUAAUUAAUACGGAGGAGGAUGAAUCGAGAUGAAAGAGAGACUUUUAAUUAUAAGCUGUCCAAAUCAUACAGAAUCAGUGAGAAAGGCAAUAACAAGCUAUUGAACUGAAUAUAUGCUAAAAUGGAUCUCCUGCAAUUAGAGAUCACCGGAACUUCGACUAUUGAUUACGGAUGAAACGUCGACAUGUGUACGUCGAUAAAUAGGCUAGAUAUUCAUAUACAUACGGUGACUCUCAUUAACAUUCGGACACGUUUCAAAAUUGAAUAACUUUUUUAAUAUUGGACCAAGUUAAACCAGUUUGGUACAAUAUUAAAAAAGUUAUUCAAUUUUGAAAUGUGUCCGAAUAUUAAUGGGUGCCAAUUUACGUGUGACGAGUGCAUGCAUGUACAUACAUAAAUAUACGAUAUACGUACAUAUAUGUACGUAUGCUAUACGCUGUGACUGAAGAGUUGCGAGGGACGAGGACUUUUCUCAAGAAGUACCAUUUUUCGUUUUACCAUUUCUUGCGACAUGCAAAUCAACAGUAUCGAUCUAAUUGAUAAAACAGUCUAAUUUCGAUAGGAACGCCCUUAUUCCCUGAGACUCUUCAAUUAAUAGUUUAUGGUAGCAUGGUGCAAUUUAAGGAACUAAUGAAAACGAUAGUGAAACGAGCGUGUUAAAUAAAAAGAGAAUGACAUCUUACACGUUCUCCCACUCGUGUUUAUGGCUGUACAAUAAUUGCGGACCGAGUGCUGGUAGCAUAUCCAUUUUUUAAACUUAUUACAAGCUUCGAACACGAGAACUAUAAAUAACCGUAGUUGCAAUUACUCCGACUCGAACUAAUUAUGUACAUAUAUUGUACAUGCAUCUACGAUAGAUAAGACCGACGGGUUCGGAUUCGAGGGAGAACCCUGUACCGCGUCAGAAACGAUAUUUUAAGAUACGCGAAAGAAAUUCACUUUUCACGUGUUCACGUUUAUUCGUGCAAACGUGAGAUCACCGAUACAGUAGUUGCAUUACUCGCGAUAAUUACACCUACGUAGACGUGGAUUUAGGUUUAACCGCGAGUAUCCGGACAUCACGAUAUGAUUUCUGUUGUUGAGAAAAGGCAUGCUGUGAUAAUACGUUCACCGAACAUCUCGAGAUCGACAAAUAGAGUCUACAAAACGGAGAGAGAAACGAAACCCGAAGAAAUUUUUCUACUUUCGCCGCAAUUAAAAUUCCAAUCUACACAUUACGGUCGUUAGAUGAACGCGACGAUGGGAUAAACGAUAUAUGCAGUUAUGCCACGUGUGUUACAUCUACGAAUUCUACAAAAUACGAGAUGUAUCUCUUGUUCCCGAGGGUCUAAACUAAUGUGUAGAUGUUCAAAGUGCUUUAACGAGAUAGAAAAACAAAGCGACAAAAAAAGAAGGGAGAACACGAUUCCUCUCGUGUACCAGAGAAUUAAUUUCACUAUAAUUCAUUCACACGUAACGAUAUAUAAAAAUAAGUAAACUCGUUUCUAAAAUUGUAACGUUAUCCAUAUAUAAAUAUACAUAUAUACAUAUACAUGUAACCGGCAAACCUUUGAGCGAGGACCUAUUCUGCACUUACCACGACUUUGAUAACGAGAUCAGUAACGACAUAUAUAUGAUUGCAUAUAUAGUUUCGGGUCAAUGGUACUAAAUUCACUGAGAGUAUUGCAACGUUCAUAAAGCCUUAAAGGAAGACGACACAGAAAAAAGAAACGAAGAGAAAUGAAAAUUGGAGAGAGUCCAUUAAAGUGAUCGUAAUAGACGGUAUAUAAAAUAAGUUCACUGCCACUCAAACGACUUGCGCUUCACGGAGAGCGUCGAUAUUCGAAAAUGUGAAUGUGUACAGUUAUGUGAAAAGUACAUAUACUUAUAACGUAAUUAUAUUUACGUAAUAUUAACUAGAGGUAUGUAAAAUUAAACGCAUAGCACGUAAGAAUGUUAAGAAACGGUAUGUAUGUAUAUUAUACAUACGUAUGUAGGGUACAGA